Phoenix dactylifera (date palm) is the source of this 1515-nucleotide messenger RNA. Its product is annotated as high mobility group B protein 9-like. Gene Ontology annotation, molecular function: DNA binding. Lineage: Eukaryota; Viridiplantae; Streptophyta; Magnoliopsida; Arecales; Arecaceae. The record is from RefSeq and is a predicted model, not a curated record.
UUAAUCAGUUCCGCAUCUGGCUUUGCCAUUUCGUUUCUGCUCAUCUCAUCGAGGCCGCUUAGUGCGAUGGGAGAGGAGAACGGGAUGGGAGAGAUGGAGGGGAGAAGGGCCAUGGCGGUAGAUCAGGUGGCGAGGGAAAACGUCUACCCUCGUCCACUCUACUCCCACGAGGACGUCGUCAAGGACAGGGCCCUUUUCAUGGACUCCAUGCGCCGUUUCCACGACUCCAUGGGCACCAUCCUCUCGAUUCCCGUGUUAGGAGGAAAGGAGAUCGAUCUGCAUCUGCUGUAUAGGGAGGUGACUCAAAGGGGUGGCCUCGAAAAGGUGAUCUUGGAGAAGAGGUUGAAGGAAGUCGUGACGGCAUUCAGUUUUCCUUCCACUACCACUAGUGCAUCCUUCGUGCUAAGGAAGCGUUACUUGAGCCUGCUGCACCACUACGAGCAGGUGUACUUCUUUGGAGCCCAGGGGCCUCCUAUCCCUCCUGCCGCUUCGUGCAUGACCAGGACCCCCAAGAUCAAGCUUGAACGACCUCCGGAUGCUUCCGACCUGACCAUGAAGAAGCCUAGGAGAAGGAAAAGAGAGCAUGCAGAAACGCGAGGCAAAGAGUCGCAUCAUUUUACCGUGACUGGAUCAAUCGAUAGGAAAUUCAAGUACGGUUAUUUUGUGACGGUGAAGUUUGGCGGUGAGACACUGAACGGAGUGCUCUUUCAUGUCGAGCAGCCUGGAGAGGCUUCAUCCUCUGCAUCUGUUCUGCCUCCUGUGAACGUCGCCGCAGCGAACGGUACCCCGACCGAAGUGAAACGUAGGAAGAAGAGAAGGUGCAGAAGCUCUGACCCUGCGCACCCGAGGCCGAGCAGGAGUGCGUACAAUUUCUACUUCGCUGAACAAUAUUCCAAGCUUAAAGCUCUCUAUCCUGAGAAAGAUAAAGAAUUUAGUAAAAUGAUAGGAGAGUCCUGGAGGAGCCUCAAUGCAGAAGAAAAAAAGGUGUAUCAGGAUCGCGGAGUGGAAGACAAGGAGCGAUACAGGAGGGAAAUGGAGGAGUACGGGGAGAAGCAGAAGCUCCAGCAGUCGAAGGAAGUCACGGAGGAGGAGCUGUUCAACGCGAAAAAUGGUAAACCUGAAUGAAUGGAGUUGGGGUCGUCAAGUUGCGAGGAGGGUUACUAAGCACAUGGAAGAGGCGUUGUGAGGAACCACAGGCAGCGUUCGCCUCUUGGUGGUAUCUGUUGGCUAGUUUCUGUGUUUCGACAGCGGAGUAGUUUUGCUGGUAGUGUUCUUAUGAAGCAUUUGUAUACCGACUGCUUAAGAUUACCUUGUCUUUUGGCAAUGGAACUUUAUAGGUUCAGAUCAUAUUAUGCAUAGGGGAUAGUGGGACCUGCAAACCGAACUACGUCCCAUGACGUAGUCUUGGAUCUUUUUCUCUUUUUUUUUUUGGCGAAGGAUCUUGGAUCGCAGUUAAGAAAAAAUAAUUGUACCUGAUAACUAGGAAGAAUAAUGUAAAAUAAAUACCUUCAGAUA